AUGGAAGCAGCCGACAACGACGACAUCUCCGACUCGGGCUACGCCGAGUCCCUCAGCUCCAACGACAAUAACAACGAUGCCAACACCAGCUACGUGACGUCGAUCGCGUCCAGCAUCCGGCGCGGCGUCAUCGAGUACGGCCGCGUCUACGCCGCGCACGGCCAGCACUUCUACGGCCUGCCCGUCGACGACGAGGAGCAGGAGCGCAACGAACUGCAACACUCCAAGUUUCUGCUGCUGUACGAUGGCCUCUUCCACCUCGCGCCCAUGUGGACGGCGCAGCCGCAGAAGAUCCUGGAUUUAGGCACGGGCAGGGGCUCGUGGGCCAUGGAUAUGGCGGAUCAGUACGCCAGCGCCAAGGUGUUGGGUUUGGACAUCGCGCCCGUGCAGCAUAUGUGGGUUCCGGGGAAUUGCGAGUUUGAGAUCCUGGAUAUCGAGAGCGAGUGGUUGUUGGGGGAUGGGACGUGGGAUUUCAUCCACGGCCGGGAAUUGCUGUACUGUAUCCGUGACUGGCCGCGGUUGAUUGCGCAGGCGUAUGCGCACCUGCGGCCCGGGGCGUAUUUGGAGGUGUCGGGCACGCUACCGACGCUGGGGUGCGAUGAUGGGAGCUGGGAGCGGGAGGGGUCGGCGUAUCAGGAGUUGAGUGAGGUGUUUUUCGAUAUUGGUGAUGCGUUGGGCACGGAUGGCUGGGCGCCCGAGAAGUGGAGGGCGCAAUUGGAGGAGGCGGGCUUUGAGGAUGUGCAGGAGCGCGUGUUCAAGAUGCCGACCAAACCGUGGGCGAAAGACCAAAGGUUGAAGGAGCUUGGGUUGCUGGAAAGGGUGAAUUUUAUGGAGUAUCUCAACUCCGGCAUGGAGAGGGGGUAUGUGGGUUUGUUGGGAAGGGAUCCCGCUCAAUUACAGGUUUUGCUGGCGCAGGCGAGGAAGGAGAGGCAGGAUGGGAGCGUGCAUACCUAUGUGCACUUGUGA
This is a messenger RNA of Cyphellophora europaea CBS 101466, 966 nucleotides long. RefSeq lists its product as uncharacterized. The record is from RefSeq and is a predicted model, not a curated record. Bases 1 to 966 code for a protein of 321 amino acids. The transcript has a single exon. Gene Ontology annotation, molecular function: methyltransferase activity. NCBI's taxonomy places the organism in Eukaryota, Fungi, Ascomycota, Eurotiomycetes, Chaetothyriales, Cyphellophoraceae.